Molecule: messenger RNA, 4907 nt
Organism: Malaclemys terrapin pileata
Lineage: Eukaryota; Metazoa; Chordata; Testudines; Emydidae
Gene: PTPRC
Product: protein tyrosine phosphatase receptor type C
Exons: 32
Coding region: 123-3857 (1244 amino acids)
Biological process (GO): positive regulation of peptidyl-tyrosine phosphorylation; negative regulation of protein kinase activity; protein dephosphorylation
Molecular function (GO): protein tyrosine phosphatase activity; protein binding
Source: RefSeq, a predicted model, not a curated record
UAUAUAGUGAGAUCGCGAGUGGUUAGUCUUGAGUGACAGAGGAAGCUGCUCCCUGACUGAUAAGCAGGCACUGCAAUAGAGAGACACAUGCUGUUUCAUAAGGAUACGCCUGAUUUCCAGAUAUGACCAUGUUUUUGUGGCUUGAACUCUUGGCAUUUGGCUUUGCCCUUCUGGACAACAAUGUUUUUGUCAAAGGGCAAACAUCGAAAUCUCCUCCUGGUGUCAUUCCAACAAGCAGCGCAAAUCUCACUCAUGCAUACUCAGACUCUUCCAUGGGAUCCAACAAUCAGCCACACAGCAGCACUGCUGCCUUUACUUCACUCACGCCUGCUACCACCACGUAUAAACCACCAGAUUAUUCCAGUAUGACAUCCUUGCACAGCACCAUUUCACCAUCCACGAGCCUUACUCCAACCAGCACUACAGCAAACAUGCCUGAGUCUUCCUCAGACACCUCACAUUCCAUGAUGACUACUCCACCUGUCAAAAAUGAGACCGCCGCAGUAACGACUCCUUCCAUAGACUGUGGCAACAUUAAACUUACAGUGGAGAAUUACACCAACGUUCCGAAAUCAGUCAGUGGAAAACUGAAAGUUGUGGGAAUAAAUUCAUUCAAUCUUACAUGUAAUUCCAGUUGUACUAUAAGAGAUAAUGAGUAUAUUGACGGACUUCAGGAAUGUCAAACAUAUGUCAUUAAAAUAAAAGUUGAUGAUUUUGAAAAGUCAUGUUCAAUUCAUGUCCCACCUAACAAAGAAAAUUACUCCUUUCAGACUGAAGUAAUAAGUAACAGCUCUUUGCGUUUAAAUUGGAUUAGCAACUCCAAACUUAAAUGUAAUUUGACCUAUUCGUAUGUUUGUCGUAACGAUAAAAUAAAUUACCACUUUACGUAUGAAGAAAUAAGUGACAGCUCUUUGCCUUUGUGGGCUAGAAAAUGUAAUUUGAUCGACUUCAACACCAGGAGUAAUGGCUUGGACAAUCAAAGAAGUUCAAAUCACUGUAUAGAGCUGACGGGUCUGUCAGCCAACACCAUUUAUUAUUGUACUUCAACAAUAUUUUUUGAAACCAACAAAACGGUCAAAGGAGAUAAGGCAAAUAUAACAACAGAUUAUGGAACACCAGGGAUGCCUAAAAGCCUUUAUCCAGUAACUAAAACUCCUACAAGUGUAUCAUUUAACUGGACUGCACCACCAGAUAAAAGAAAUGGCCCUAUUGAUGGCUAUGUCGUGAAAUGUGAUCGUUUUGAAGAAGUUGAUGUUCAUAACAGCACUUCUCAUAACUGUACAGGAUUUAGUCCUUACACAGAAUACAAUGUGAUAGUUAGGGCAUACACAUAUACGAAGAAAAGAUUCCAACUUUUUGGGGAACCUUUGCAUUAUACUGGACGCACAAAUUCAGCAAAACCAGGUACAGUGAAGAUUAUCAGUAUAAGUCAACCUUACAAUAAUGCUGUCCACAUUAAGUGUGAGGGGCAUCCAUCAAAUGGCAAAUUAAAACGUUUCAUAUUGAAAUGGGAUGGAAAAAACAUUAACAAAUCCGAGUGUGAUUUUUCUCAAGAAAAUCUUUAUUACUUGACCACAUAUGACAUUGAGAUUUAUAUGUUCAAUGGAGAUUAUAUGGGGGAUCCGGUCAAAAGCAAAGUAACGACAAAAUACAAUUCUCAAGCCCUGAUUAUAUUCCUGGCGUUCUUGAUUAUUGUGACAUCAAUUGCCUUACUUAUUGUUCUGUAUAAAAUCUAUGAUCUCCACAGAGAGAAAUUAAGCAAUUCAGGUGAAGAUGUGGUGCUUGUUAAGAGGGAUGACGAAAAACAACUGAUGAACGUAGAGCCAAUUCCUGCAGAAAUGUUGUUGGAAACCUACAAGAGAAAGAUUGCUGAUGAAGGAAGACUUUUCCUUGAUGAAUUUCAGAGCAUUCCCAGAGUUUUCUCUAAGUUUUCAAUAAAGGAAGCACGCAAAAACUACAACCAAAACAAAAACCGUUACAUUGAUAUUCUCCCUUAUGAUUAUAACCGAGUUGAACUGUCAGAGAUGAACGGAGACCCAGGAUCAGACUAUAUAAAUGCAAGCCAUAUUGAUGGUUUCAAAGAACCAAGGAAGUAUAUUGCUGCACAAGGCCCCAAGGAUGAGACCACUGAUGAUUUCUGGAGAAUGAUCUGGGAACACAAGGCAACAAUUAUUGUUAUGGUGACUCGCUGUGAAGAAAAUAAUAGGAACAAAUGUGCCCAAUACUGGCCGACAACGGAGAAUAGCACUGAAACUUUUGGGGACAUUGUUGUGAAGAGCAAUGAAAGUAAAAUGUGUCCUGACUACAUUAUUCAGAAACUCCAUAUUACAAAUAGAAAGGAGAAGACACCUGGGAGAGAUGUGACUCACAUUCAGUUCACUAGCUGGCCAGAUCAUGGAGUGCCUGAAGAUCCUCAUCUUCUCCUCAAAUUACGCCGCAGAGUUAAUGCCCUAAGCAACUUUUUUAGUGGCCCAGUAGUGAUUCAUUGCAGUGCUGGUGUUGGACGAACUGGAACCUAUAUUGCGAUCGACGCUAUGCUGGAGGGGCUAGAGGUAGAAGGCAGAGUGGAUGUUUAUGGCUAUGUUGUAAAGCUCCGUCGACAGCGAUGCCUCAUGGUUCAAGUAGAGGCACAGUACAUCCUGAUCCAUCAAGCACUGGUGGAAUACAAUCAGUUUGGUGAAACUGAGGUCACGCUCUCUGAACUGCACACCUAUCUUAAUAAUCUGAAGAAAAGAGAUCCUCCCAGUGACCCCUCUCUGCUGGAAGCAGAAUUCCAGAGGCUACCAUCCUACAGGGGAUGGCGGACACAGAACACUGGCAAUCGACAGGAAAAUAAAAGUAAAAACCGGAAUUCCAAAAUGAUUCCAUAUGACUUUAACAGAGUACCAAUUAAACAUGAAGAGGAGAAAAGCAAAGAGAGUGAACAUGAUUCAGAGGAAUCAUCUGAUGAGGACAGUGAUUGUGAGGAAGCAAGCAGAUACAUAAAUGCAUCAUUCAUAACUGGCUACUGGGGUCCAAAAGAAAUGAUUGCAACACAAGGGCCACUACCAGAAACGAUCAAUGACUUCUGGCAAAUGAUCUUUCAGAGAAAAGUCAAAGUAAUUGUUAUGUUGACAGAGUUGAAAGAAGGAGAUCAGCAACUCUGUGCACAAUAUUGGGGAGAAGGAAAACAAACAUAUGAAGGCAUAGAAGUUGAAAUGAAAGAUGUCAACCUGUCUUCUAGUUACACCAUACGCGCAUUUGAUGUAACACAUGUGAAGAGGAAAGAAACUCGAAAUGUGUAUUUGUACCAGUUCCACAAGUGGAAUGGCUUGGACCUUCCUGAAAACCCCAAAGACUUAGUCAACAUGAUUCUGAACCUCAAACAAAAACUUGCAGCUAAAAGUGUCACUGAGGACAGCAGAUGCAGCCGGAGCGUUCCAAUUGUCAUUCACUGCCGCGAUGGAUCUGAACAAACUGGUGUGUUUUGCGCCUUGUUGACUCUCUUGGAAAGUGCAGAAACAGAAGAUGUGAUUGAUGUCUUCCAAGUAGUGAAAUCUCUUCGACGUGCCAGGCCAGGAAUGGUCCCCACUUUUGAACAAUACCAGUUCCUGUAUGAUACUAUUAGCAGCAUCUACCCUGCACAGAAUGGACAAGUAAAGAAAAACGGCAAGCAGGAAGAUACAGUUGAAAUUGACAUUGAAGUAGAUAAAACAGAUCAGGAAGCUGAUUUGAUUACUAUCGAUAUCACCUCACUGGAGUCAGAGGCCAAUAUGAAUAUGGAAGCGCGUGAAGAUUCCAAAUCUGCAGAUGGCACUCAGGGAACAGAAGGCUCUUCAAAUGGACCCAAGACUCCAGUUUUAACUGAGAGUGCAUAGAAAAAUACAUGAAAUUUGGAUGUACAAAGGCAUCUUAAACAGAAUAAGUAGUAGAGAUUUGAUCUUGAGUUAAUUUUUCAGAGGUACAGUAUGGAAAGAAUACUUGAAAUUUGUGGAUAAUGUAAUGCACUGUGAAAAUUUAAUUUUUGUGUAGAUUUGCAUUUUAUUCCUUUCAAAUUAUUUGAAUUUUUGAUCUUUUUUACAAAUCUGUAUAUUGUAAUGCUGAUUUUCAUUAUGGUCUGGUAUUCAGGAGUGGAAAGAAAAGUCAUGCUACCUUUUUUCAAUCUUAUUUUUUGUUAUAAGAAAGUAAGUAGCCAGGACCGGAAUCUCUAAUAAUGUACAGUCAUAAAUAUAAAGCUAGAAGUAUGGCAAAUAUGAGUUUUCUUUUAACUAAUUAUUGUCUUACUAUCUUUAAAUUGACUUAGUGGGUAAGGUAUAUGGCCUGAAUUUCAGAAAUGCAAUUCCUAUUGACUUUAGUUAGGGUUGUGCUUGCUUUGCAGGUGCUUUGCAGAAUACCAAAGCCAUAUCUGGGCCAUAUCUUACAGCUCCAUUGAAGUCUAUGGGGAUUUACACCAGCUGAGUAACUGGUCCUACACAUCCUUACCUAUCUAGGACUGUAAGCUUUGCAUUUUUCUAACUGGCCUCAAGAUGUCCUCAUUGCUCCACACAACUCCAUCUGAGGCUUCAAUAUUUGACUCUGAAAUAAGAAAGUCCAGAACUUGGAGUAUUGACUGAUUGGAGAAACUCUGAUAGUUAAUUGAAUUGACAUUUGGCAACUUGAAAUCCCAUGUGUUACCACAAUGCUUCUUGUGCUAAUUUUUUCUAAUUUAAAGAGAGCUUCUGCAAAAGUGUUGUACCUAUUAUGUAUAUUAAACAUGCCAAAAUACUAUGCUACUAAUAGUACACGCUACUAGCACAUUGCUGAUUUUAUUUAGUCAUUUCAUAAUAAUAUGAUGAUUUGUAUGUUACAGUUUGGAUUAUUUUACUAUUGCCUUAGUGGAUUUCAGCCUAAUCUUUUAAAGCCAAAUAAAAAGGACAAUUAAUAAAUUG